Messenger RNA from Rotaria sp. Silwood1, 1662 nucleotides. Lineage: Eukaryota; Metazoa; Rotifera; Eurotatoria; Philodinida; Philodinidae. The record is from the annotation of a GenBank genome assembly.
AUGACAAAUUCUGAAAAUCAAGCUGAUGAAAUAUUAGCAUUACAAUCAAUUUUUGAUAAAAAAUUUCAUUUACUCAAUGAAAAUCAAUAUGAAGUAUUAAUUGAAUUUGAUUUACCUACAUCAUUUACAAUACGAUUGAAAGAUAAAAUAUCUAUUAUUCAACAUUUACCACCAUUAUCUCUUAUAAUUAAUUAUCAUGAUGAAUAUCCAAGUGAUGAUCCACCAUCAUUUAUUCUAUCAUGUUUUUAUUUUUCAAAAAUUGAUUUAGAAAAACUUUGUCGAAAAAUUGAUCAUUUUUUAUUUAUUCCAGGAGAAGUUUGUGUUUAUGAUUGGAUUGUAUUAAUAAAACAAGAAAUAACUAAUGAAUUUAUUAUUCGUACAAAUUUUGAAGAACAAGAAAAUGAUCCAAGAGCAUUAAAUGGUUAUAAUAUUGAAAAUGGUGAAAAAAUUUUUCAAAAUUUAAUUGAUUAUAAUCAAAGACGUGAAGAAGAAUUAUUUCGAAAUCAACUUCAAACAUGUUCCAUUUGUACAGAUAUUAUUCCAGGUUUAGAUUGUAUUCGUCUUCAUCGUUGUGGACAUUUUUAUUGUCGUCCUUGUUUAAAUCAUUAUAUUCGAAUGACAUUUGACAAUGGAAAAUUUGGAGAAAAUCUUCAUUGUCCACAGGAUCAUUGUAAACAAGUUUUACUUCCAACAGAAAUAAAACAAACUAUUCAAAAUGAAGAAUUAUAUGAAAGAUAUGAACGAUUAACAUUAAAACAUGGACUUGAAUCAAUGAAGGAUAUCGUUUGGUGUCCAAGAUGUCAAUCACCUGUUAUUAGUGGUCCUGAUGAUGAUAAUUUAGCUAUAUGUGAUCGAUGUCGUUAUACAUUUUGUAAAAAAUGUUAUGAAACAUUUCAUUCUCAAGCAAUGUGUCCUAAAGAUUAUUUAAUUGAACAAAUGAAAUUACAAAAACAAAAAGAACUUGAACGACUUCAACGAGAAAAAGAAGCUGCAUUAGCGCAAUUCACUAAAACUAAAGCACAUAAAAAAUCCUUGCAAGAACAAAAUAUUGCUACGCAAAGAUAUCGUAAAAUUAUUAUUAAACUAUCUGAACAAAAUAGCCUAUUACAAGAAAUAUUAACUGCUGAACGAAUUAAUUCACAAGGUAUUCAAUAUUGCCCUCAAUGUCAUAUAGCAAUCGAAAAAAAUGGUGGUUGUUCACACAUGCAUUGUACACGAUGUAAUUUCGAUUUUACUUGGCAAAUAACACAAGAACCAAUAACAACAAUUAUUACUCCAUAUUUAGAAAAUGAAGAUUUUACAGAAGUUGAAUCUAUAAAAGAAGAAUUCAACAAAGCAGCAUAUUUAGUUGAAACUUCUGUACACGAAAAAGCAGAACAAAAUGAAGAGAUACCUUCUGAUCAAGCUCACGAACGAGAACAAGAAGAAAACGACGAAGAUUUGAAAAUUUCAAUUGAUAAUAAAUCGGUUAUUGGCUCGGCUAUACUUAACCGAGUGGCAAAAUGUCCCAAUAAAUCGUGUAAAAAAAUCAAUGUAAAGAUUACUCAAGAUAAUUGGAUAAUAUGCAGUGCAUGUAUGAAACAAUUUUGUUUUUUAUGUGGAUGUGGAGUGAAAACAUCAGAACAUUUUGGAAAAAAAUGUUUACGAACCACACCAGUUUAA